Messenger RNA from Papilio xuthus (Asian swallowtail), 957 nucleotides. Its product is annotated as mitochondrial cardiolipin hydrolase. The transcript is spliced from 2 exons. Gene Ontology annotation, molecular function: RNA endonuclease activity producing 5'-phosphomonoesters, hydrolytic mechanism. Gene Ontology annotation, biological process: piRNA processing. NCBI's taxonomy places the organism in Eukaryota, Metazoa, Arthropoda, Insecta, Lepidoptera, Papilionidae. The record is from RefSeq and is a predicted model, not a curated record. Gene Ontology annotation, cellular component: mitochondrion. Bases 167 to 901 code for a protein of 244 amino acids.
AAAAUAAAAUCUUUCAAUUAGCUAUCAUGGAAUUACAAACCUAGUCUUUUGCUAACCAUGUGAGGGUGUCGUUUUAAAAGGCCUCUGUAUUUUAUAUCAAAGUUAAAAGAAUUGUCUAGGUGUAACAAGCAGCAAAUAGUACUAUUUAUGGUUCAAAUUACUUAAAAUGAGAAUAAACUUACGUGUCCUGUCUUCAGCCGCGGCGAUUGCAAUAACAUGUGCCGUAUCCGCAGCUGCUUAUUUUUAUAAAAGUCGCAUCACAGAAAUCAACGAAGUGAUGGUGUUUUGUAAACUGCAAUACAACGCCUACAAUUACUUUGACAAACUUUUAAGUUUCAUUGAUGCUGCGACGAAGAGCGUUAAUGUAUGUAUGCCAGGAAUUCACAAUCCCGCCAUUCAGGGACGCUUGGUACAGUUAAUAAAGAAGAAAAACAUCAAGGCGAGAAUAAUCAUUGAUCGGUCCGGUUACAAUAAGUCCACAGAAUUUUUCAUAAAGGAGCUUAUUGAUGCUGGAGCGGAAAUAAAAUGCGAAAAAAAUGAUGCGGUAUUUACAAUGCAACAUAAGUUUUGUUUAAUUGAUGACAGGAUUCUCAUGACUGGUACGCUGAAUUGGGGCAACGACCGUUCAUGCGACCACUGGAACUAUGUGUAUAUAACUAGCAAACUACUCCUGGUUGAUCCAGUGAGGAAGGAGUUUUAUAGAAUGUGGGAAGAGUUCAGUAGUGAUUUACUGCGUAAACCGUAUUCAGAAUACACAACCAAUGACAGUGACGCGGAAACUGUAGAAAUUGUAAAUCCAGAAGAAAACACCGAUGAAAGUGGUGACUUCGAGUCGGUCGUACGUGUCCCGACCAUAGACAAUACAGAGUUGACACCUAAUAUAGAUGCCCUCAUAUUUUAAAAUUAAAAUUUUUAACUUACAUUUUUAAAAUAAUUUAUUUACAAAUGUUUUAUUAU